Messenger RNA from Rhinolophus ferrumequinum (greater horseshoe bat), 1793 nucleotides. RefSeq names its product carboxypeptidase N subunit 1 (gene CPN1). The coding region runs from base 298 to 1644 and encodes 448 amino acids. Gene Ontology annotation, molecular function: zinc ion binding; metallocarboxypeptidase activity. The transcript is spliced from 9 exons. The record is from RefSeq and is a predicted model, not a curated record. Lineage: Eukaryota; Metazoa; Chordata; Mammalia; Chiroptera; Rhinolophidae. Gene Ontology annotation, biological process: proteolysis.
AGUGAAACUACUCAAUCCGGGGAAGUGCAAAAACCUUUCAAAAGGUUUUCCUGCCGUUAGGAGAAGCAGAGAAAUGGGGGAGGAGAGAUGAGUGGCUAUUCCGGAGCUAUACGAAUAAUUUCUAGCUUCCACCGGGACAGUUCUGAACUUCCUUCCCAGGUGCUGUCACACUGGUGUUUACUGGCGGAAAGCUAGGAAGAGCUGGGUCCAGCCCUUGGAUUUUGACUGGUGAAGAAGCCAGGUUGCUGGGACAGGUGGGGCCCAUUUCAGUGAUUCUCUUUGAAAAAGCCCAGCAAGAUGUCAGGCCUGCUCUCAAUCUUCCUCCACCUCCUCCUUCUCUUCAAGUUGGUUGCCCCGGUGACCUUUCGCCACCGCCGCUAUGAUGACCUCGUGCGGACGCUGUACAACGUGCACAACGAAUGCCCCUACAUCACGCGGCUUUACAGCGUUGGGCGCAGUGUGAAGGGGAGACACCUCUACGUGCUGGAAUUCAGCGACUUCCCCGGAAUCCACGAACCCUUGGAGCCGGAAGUCAAGUAUGUGGGGAACAUGCAUGGCAACGAGGUGCUGGGCCGUGAGCUGCUGCUGCAGCUGUCGGAGUUCCUGUGCGAGGAGUUCCGGAACGGGAACCAGCGCAUUGUCCGACUGGUGGAGAGCACGCGGAUUCAUAUCAUGCCUUCCAUGAACCCCGAUGGCUACGAGGUGGCCGCCGCCCAGGGCCCAGGCAUUUCUGGGUAUCUGGUUGGCAGGAACAACGCAAAUGGCGUGGACCUGAACCGCAACUUUCCAGACCUCAAUACCUACAUCUACUACAAUGAGAAGUACGGAGGCCCCAACCACCACCUGCCCCUUCCAGACAACUGGAAAAGUCAGGUGGAACCUGAGACCCGGGCUGUGAUCCACUGGAUACGCUCCUUCAACUUUGUUCUCUCGGCCAAUCUCCAUGGAGGGGCAGUGGUGGCCAAUUACCCAUAUGACAAGUCCCUGGAGCAUCGAUUCCGAGGUUUCCGCCGCACUGCCAAUACCCCCACGCCCGAUGACAAGCUUUUCCAGAAGCUGGCCAAGGUCUAUUCCUAUGCACAUGGAUGGAUGCAUCAGGGUUGGAAUUGUGGGGAUUACUUCCCAGAUGGCAUCACCAAUGGGGCUUCCUGGUAUUCUCUCAGCAAAGGAAUGCAAGACUUUAAUUAUCUCCAUACCAACUGUUUUGAGAUCACGCUGGAACUGAGUUGCGACAAGUUUCCCCGCCAAGAAGAUUUACAGCGUGAGUGGCUGGGUAAUCGGGAAGCCCUAAUCCAAUUCCUGGAACAGGUACACCAAGGCAUCAAGGGAAUGGUACUUGACGAGAAUAACAAUAAUCUCCCUGAGGCUGUCAUUUCUGUCAGUGGGAUUAACCAUGAUGUCACUUCUGGUGAUCACGGCGAUUACUUCCGGCUGUUGCUACCAGGUACCUACAUUGUUACUGCCACAGCACCUGGGUUUGACCCAGAGACAGUGAGUGUGACCGUGGGUCCUGGGGAACCCAAACUGGUUGACUUCCAACUCAAGAGAAGCAUCCCUCAAGUAACCCCUACGAGGAGAGUUCCCAACGCAGGGCCUGGAGGCAGAGUCUUACCAAAGAAAGUGCAGCCCCGGGCAGCCAAGUAAAAAGAAGUGGGCAGAGAGGCUCUGACUGAAAGCCACAGUGUCCAGGGCAACACUUCAGCAAGGCUUUGAUCCUGCUCUUCAAUCAGAGGAAGCAUACUUUCUAUUUUAUUAUGUGGGACGUAUUUAAAUAUAAACAUGUUCAGAAUAAC